Messenger RNA from Dendronephthya gigantea, 1485 nucleotides. RefSeq lists its product as uncharacterized. The coding region runs from base 27 to 1211 and encodes 394 amino acids. The record is from RefSeq and is a predicted model, not a curated record. Lineage: Eukaryota; Metazoa; Cnidaria; Anthozoa; Malacalcyonacea; Nephtheidae. The transcript has 7 exons.
GCAAUUCCUACGCCAAGGUGGGGUUGAUGUUCAACUUCUGUAAUCUGCAGUAUUUCUCAUCAAUAUUAUUCAAUCAGUAUCAGAAGUUGUACAUCAUCCCUGCCAUUAAUGACUACUGGGAAGAACACAAACAGAAAUGUUGGAAAGAAAGAGAGAACAAAGAGGUUAUAUUGAGUGGUGAUGGAAGGAAUGACUCGCCUGGCCAUAGUGCACAAUAUUGUACUUACAGCUUGGCUGAUACCAAUGAUCGUGCCAUACUGCAAAUGAAUGUGGUUGAUGUGAGAGAAGCUGCUGGUAAGAGCAAUAAUAUGGAGAGGAUUGGGUUUGAAAAAAAGAUGGACACACUGCUUGCACCACCAAUAGUUAUGAAGGAGGUGGUAACUGAUGGUCAUAUUGAAAUUGCUGCAUUGAUGAAAAGGGAAGAGAAAUAUAAGGAGGUCACACAUCAGAAUGAUGUGUGGCAUGGAGCAAAGAACAUUGCAAGGAAAAUCACUACUGCUGCUAAAUCUACAGACAAUGCAGAUUUGACCUUGUGGGCACCAUCAAUAAGGAACCAUUUUUGGUAUUGUUCAAAAACAUGUGCUAAUGACUCAAAAAAUCUCAAAGAUAAGUGGAUUGGUAUUUUACACCAUGUUGUUGAUGAGCAUGAGUGGGUGUUGGAGGAAGGUGUAAAUGGUGGGAAAUGUGAACAUGAUCCUCUUAAUGAAAGUGAGAGAAAGAAGCCAUGGCUUAAGAAAGAGUCUUCUGCCCAUAAAGCACUGGCAAAGAUCAUUCUGGACACUCGCUUUUUAAACACUUUGGUGUAUUAUGUUAACUUCAGGCACACAGGAUUUUUAGAGUACUUUCAUAAUGUAAUUUUGAUGUAUGCUCCAAAGCGUUAUGCCUAUUCAAACCAGCUUGCUGCCUUGGACUUUAACCACCACAGAGGCCGAGCACCAGCAACUACAGCUGAUUGGAAAGAAAGGUACGGUCGGAAGUUCAGUAAGCGUACACAACAGUGGUGCCGUGUUCGUGUUCUUGUACCAAAAGAAUUUAGUUACAUUCCUGAACUGAUGCAGAAGGUUUUUAUAAAGAGGAUCACAUCAGAUGGGAAUGUAAACAAAAGACUUGGUAUUCCAAGUGAUGAUCCUAGACAAAUUGCACCCAAUAUUGCCCCUGUUCCUCCUCCAUCAGUACAGACACUUGUCGACACACAUAAAACAAGAUUUUAAUGGUUGUGUGUAAAAUCAAGUUACUUUGGGUAGGUGGAGCUCAUUAGCCAUGGUAGGCAGUUCACCUAAGAGAAGGAAAACUCUAAUUUCAAACCCCCAGACCCUAGGUCAGGCUGUCCAUGUCGGAAUCAUUGAUGUUAUCAUCAUUUCAUUUGUGUUUCCUAGGCAUGCUGACGAGUUCUGAUAUAGAGCGAAACAGCCAUAAAUUUAAGAGCCCAUUAUCAAUGAAAUAUGACACAUAAUAUCUUAAAUGGAAUGUUUUGUUAAAUUAUUA